Messenger RNA from Babjeviella inositovora NRRL Y-12698, 3510 nucleotides. RefSeq lists its product as uncharacterized. The record is from RefSeq and is a predicted model, not a curated record. Gene Ontology annotation, cellular component: cytoplasm. Gene Ontology annotation, molecular function: protein binding. The transcript has a single exon. NCBI's taxonomy places the organism in Eukaryota, Fungi, Ascomycota, Pichiomycetes, Serinales. The annotation marks the transcript as partial. Gene Ontology annotation, biological process: tRNA methylation.
ACCAGAGUACCCCGCCACAGCAUGUCGGACGUGAAGCCUUUGUUGAGGGCAAUUAGCCAUUAUGGCCCCAUUACUGCGUUGAAAUUCAACUCACAUUACCUCCUUGCGGCGUUUGGCUGCGUCUUGCGCGUGUACAACCUCGACGACAACAGCUUGGUGUUCGAGAGGCAGCUCCUUGCGAAGAAUAAAAUACACGGCAUCACCAUUGAUAACGACCGGGUCGCGGUAUUUGGGGGCAGAAACGUGCUCUUUACCGAUUUCGCCACGUUGCUCCAGUACGACCCUGCCCAGGAGGUUUUCCAGGAAAAAGCCGUGGGCGACUGGAUCUUUUCGGUUGAGUUUUCCGGAGGCUCUGCGUUGAUCUUAACGGCUCACAAUGUGGUGUUGGAAGUGGAUCUCACCAGUUGUGCCAUUCUCCAUCACCACACCUGCGGCGAAAAGUCCAUUUUGUACGCGGGCUCCAUCCGCGUGGUGGAAGGAAAAGACCCGAUUGUGUGUGCCGGUACGGUCAUGGGAGGGAUUCAACUCUGGAACAUGAGAACCAGUGAGCUUUUACACACCUUGGUAGGUCACGAAGGAUCCAUUUUUGGCUGUGAAAUCUCCCCCGAUGGUGCCCGUAUCGUCUCCUGUUCCGACGACAGAUCCAUUAAGAUCUGGGAUUUUGAAACGGGCAAGAACAUCGCUACCGGAUGGGGCCACGGCUCGCGUAUCUGGCACUUGCAGUUUUUCGACGCCAAUCACAAUUAUACCAAGGUGUUCAGUUGCUCGGAGGACUUGACCGUCAGAGUGUGGACCCUUGACGUUGCUGCCGGGGAGUUGGCCUGCAACGAAACCUGGGACUGCCACUUGGGGAGACACGUGUGGUCAGGGGAUGUGAACGAAGAGAAGCAGAUUGCGGCCAGUGGGGGCGCGGACGGGAGACUUCGUCUCCAUCUGUUGAAGCCGUACCUCAGUGAUGGCUUCAGCUACAACAGAGAGUCCUUUAGCUUGGCAGAAAUCGCCGAAGCUACGGGCGUGGAGUUUUUCAAGAAAGAGAUUUUGAAACAGUACGUGGCAAUGGCCUCUGGGGUGCUUGCGGUUUCGUCCAGGGGAAAAUUUUUCCUCUACAACUUUGAAAAAUGGGUCUUUCUCUUCCAGGACGACAAGUACGCCGAGUUUGCGAUUCUCAACUGCAUUGAAACGACUGACAUCGCAACAGUGACUGCCAGAAGCGGUGAUAUCUUGCUUUUGAAGUUUAAGGACGGGCAGAUCGAGACCCGCAAGGAGGUCCAGGAGACCAACUUGGAGGGUGCCAAGAUUGCCAACGUUUUGUCUGUCAAUACCGAUGGAAAGUUGGUGCAAAUGACCGAUUGCCCGAACCCGAAAUACCCAUACAUCUUGCGAAGCAUUGACCAAAACUUGGACGUCGCCACCACUAUCCUUAGCAAGCCUCCACAAACGUUCACUACAACCUUGUUGACCUAUGACGCCAUCAAUAACUGGUUGAUCAUUGGUUCCCGCUUCGUCACCUUUGCUGUCUAUGACUUGAACGUCUCUGGAACCGUAGAGAUGGCUGAUGUCUUUAAGCGACUCUGCCCUGGCGAUACCAUCUCUGCCAUCAGCGUGACUGAGAGCAAGAAAAACGCGGUUAUUCUUUUGGUGAUUGUCAAAGACGGGCAGUACUUGUACGUCGAGCUUACCAAGGCCGAUAAAUUUUCCUUGAAAAUCUUACACAAGAACAUUCUUUCCAAGGGGUUCUUGGAGGGCUCGUUUCACAUCGGCCAGGACCUCUUCUUCUACGGAUUCAAGAGCUCGCACUUCUACAUUUGGAACGAAACCAGGCAGAUGGAGGUGUUUUCAGAGUUCUGCGGCGGGCCUAAGAGGCAAUGGCGGUUAGUCAGGACCGCUGAGGACGCCGCCCACCUCCACUACAAGUUCAUCUUCACCAAAGCAGACCUUGUCAUCCGGACGUUCAGUAUCGAGAAAGACACCUGUGCAAAGUUGUUGACAACCGGAACCAACGGACGGGAGAUCAGAAGUGUGAGUGUCUCACCAAAGCUCUCUGGCUACAGAUUGAUGGCCACCGCCUCUGAAGACGCCACCAUCCGCUUGUCGAAGCUCACCGGCACGGGGGCCGUGGAAAACGUCUGGCAGUUGAGAGCCCAUGUUUCGGGGUUGCAACAGGUCAAGUUUAUCACCGAUGAGUAUUUGAUGUCCUCCGCUGCUAGAGAAGAGUUUUUCGUCUGGAAGAUCACUGACAGGGCUGGUAAGGUUCCGCUAAUCACGGAUUUCGCGGUUGUGGCUCCAAGCUCGUCCAACCCCGAUUUGAGAAUCAUGGACUUUGACACCAUGCCUGUGUGCGAGGGCAAGGCCUUGUCCGGUUUUGUGAUCUCUACCGUGUACUCUGACUCCACGAUUAAGAUCUUCUACUUCGACAUCGAAUCUAAAAGCUUCACUCUCUUGGUUUCCGACCACUACACCACCUGUUGCGUGUGGCACGUUAGGUUCAUCUUUGUCAAAGAAGUCGGCCGGUUCUACUUGCUCACCGGUGCCACCGAUGGCCACGUUGCCAUCUGGGACAUUACCACCAAUAUCAUCGCCAAUUUUGCCUACACCGCGUGCUGUAAGGCUGAUUUUUGUUUGAGCGUGAAGGAGCUUGGUGGCAAGGUGUCGCAGCUAGGGCCGUUAUUGGUCAAACAGGCAAUCCACCAGAACGGAAUCAAGGACUUGGAGAUUGUCUCGUAUGGGGAUAAGCUUGUUUUGGUAACCGGUGGUGACGAUAACGCCCUUGGAGUGUCCCAGAUUUCGUUCACCAAGGGAAUUUCCUUUGUCACUACCCAGUUUUUGGAGAACGCCGCGUCGUCCACCAUCACGGCGGUUUGCCAGAUCGAUAGCACCAAGCUCAUGGUGACGUCUGUGGAUCAGUACAUCAGAAUCUGGGAGUUGAAUGGUGACGGCAGCGAGGUUACAUUAUUGGAUGAGCGUUACACCACGAUUGCCGAUACCGGCUGUGCUACAGUGACGGAGUUUGACGGCGCCAAGGUGGGGUUGAUUGCCGGGGCCGGGUUGAGUGUCUGGGGAUUGAAUUAGAAUUUGUUAUACGUGAAAUACAAUGAUAAUGAGAGAUUGGAUGUAUUGGUGGAGGGGAUUUGGGAACAGCUUGAGAAGACGUUGGGGGGUGAUGACCCGACGAGUGGAGUGAUUUGGGUUCUCUAGGAAAAGAAAGGCAUAGGAACUCCACGAAAAUCUCACCCUACCGAGGUAAUAUUGAUAUCUGAAUGUAGAUAUGUCUACGAGAGCCCAGAGUGGGGAUAAUGGAAGGUAACAGGAAUUGUUAUAGUUAGCUAUAUCCAGGUGACUCUUUCGAUAUUUAGAAGAGCCUGAUUUACUAGAUCCCGGCUCAGGCCAAUUAUUAGCCCAAUUGUUAUACCUAUGGGCUAAACUAGCACAUAUGUAGCGGAGCGCUAGCCUGCGUUUACAGUGAGGUCCGAGGUAUGUAACUGGGCCAGAAAAUAUCACAUCUAAAUUAAA